This is a messenger RNA of Osmia bicornis bicornis, 3399 nucleotides long. RefSeq names its product zinc finger protein 521. The record is from RefSeq and is a predicted model, not a curated record. The coding region runs from base 1 to 3399 and encodes 1132 amino acids. NCBI's taxonomy places the organism in Eukaryota, Metazoa, Arthropoda, Insecta, Hymenoptera, Megachilidae. The transcript has a single exon.
AUGGCGCACGAGACGACGACCGUAUCGGAACUGACGGAAUUGGACAGCGACGGAUCGAGUUGCGGGGAACGCGAUGUCCGGAAACGUGUUCGCGUUGACGUGGAUUCGACAGGGCCGAAGAAGAGACGAAAACAAACGACCCCUGUAAGAUUCUCGUCCGCCCUGAUGAUGAGCGGCGUGCACGAGGAGUCGAACGAGGACGAUGACGAGGAGGAGGACGAGGACAGCGAAGGUAAGCUGUCGUCACAGUCACCAAUACCGAGUCAAUCGUCGAUCAGGGACGAGAACCUGAAUAACGAAUUCCGUUGCCAGUACUGCGGUCAGUUUUUUGAUAGCAAGGAAACGUUGAACGUUCACCUCGAUAACGAGCACGGUUCCGCGAAUCAGCCGUCUCAUCAGGCUCAAAGUGGAUAUUUGAAUAGCGCGAUUAAACAGGAACCGUCUCAGCAACUGGACCAAUCCGAGAACCCCGUUAAUCUGCUUAGCGUGAAGAACUUCGCGAUAAACUGGCUGGCUACUGGACCACACGUGCAAUCGCACGUGCAGAUGCAGCCGCAGACCGAGGAUUCCUGGCCUCCCACAACCCCGAGUCAAAUCGCCUCCUUACCUAAUCACCUGCAAGUACUUUCUUCCGGUUUUCCUGGCUCCUUGUCGCAGUAUCUACCUUUGCCCGCGUUCCCUUUAACGGACCCCAGUCCGAUCGCGAGAUCCUCCAUUGGACCGACCCCGAUGAGAAUCUUUAAUCCGGACGCGUACUGCGAUCUGUGCAACAAAGAGUUCUGCAACAAGUAUUUCCUAAAGACGCACAAGGCGAACAAGCACGGGAUCUACGUGGAUUCGCCGGGACCUAGCACGGUAGACAAUAACGUCCCGGCUCCGCUUUAUCCCGCUAAUUUUUCUAGCAACGUAGUUAAACUAGAACCAGCCGCGACACCGCCAACGCCUAGCGUCGCCUGUGAUCUUUGCCAGAAACGCUUCAAAAACGAGGAUUCGAUGCGGAAGCACAAACAAAAAAUGCACACCGAGUUGCUGGAUCAAUCGCAGGAACCGCAGAUCAAUCUGUCGCAGAACGAAGAGGACACGGACGCGUCGAGAAGUAAUUUUCCGAAUAUCGAGACGUUUUUUAGGCAAGAAUACGGGGUGGAACAAGAGGAUACAUCGUUUAUGCCGGCACCCAGACACCUAUCUCCUCAAUCGAUUCAACAGGCACGAGACUCCGGUUUUAACGCUGAUCGUCUUCGUCGUUUAGGAGUUAUAAAUCCGGACGCGUUCUGCGAGAUAUGCUGUAAAGAAUACUGUAACAAGUACUUCCUGCGAACGCAUAAAAUGAAGAGGCACGGUAUCAUCGUUCAAGAUAACGAGAGGUCGCCGAGUAAUCCAGGAUCAGCGCCCACUUGGCACCAAGUGCAGACCAGCCCGUUAAAUUUGAUCGUGACCGAGAGCACCAGCAGCACAGAGUCGAACGAACGACCUGGCGACGAUUACGAAUGCAAGCCCUGUGGGAUACGAUUUCAGACGAUCGAUCUUUAUCAGACGCAUUGCCGGAAGAUGCACGAGAGCGAAGAACAACAGCCGCCUAAACAAGAGUGCGCCGAACUGGAGACGCCGACCGAUCAACGAAACGAUUCGAUCUCGGAGGACCUUCAAAAAUUACAGACCAUGCUGUUGCAGUUGAACGGAUUGAAGUCCAGCAAGCAAGGCUUAUCGUGCAACGUCUGCGGAAAAGAAUGCGAGAACAGAGCGGCUUUACAUGUUCACAUAACGACAGAACACGCCCCCAUCCACGAAGAUUCGACAUCCUCGCCGCAAGAGAAAUCACCCUUAACCGUCACCUCGAUGUUCUGCACCCUGUGCGGCAAAGAUUACGCGAGUCAGGAUGCUCUGAGAAGACACAUCGCCGAAGAACAUCAACCACCGAUCCCGAGUACCCUUCCUCAAACACCCACCACCGCCGCUACAACGACCAAUUCGAACGCAACGAAUCAAAGCACGUCCGAAAGAAAGGUGACGUCGAUGACGCCCACAUCGAGCUACUGUGAAAUAUGCAACAAGGAGCUGUGCAACAAGUAUUUCAUGAAAACGCACAUGCAGAGGAUGCACGGUAUCGAGAUCGAGAACGGAGCUCAGAUCGGUGGAGUGAUAUGCAACAUCUGCAACAAGGAACUGUGCAGCAAGUACUUCCUGCGCGUGCACAAGCACAACACCCACGGAAUCGUCGACGAAAACGCGCCUAGCUCGGUGAAACAGGAAACGCACGAGGCGACGAACGUCGACGAUACCGCUUUGAAGCCGGAACAACUCGGCGACCUGAGUCACAGGUACUUUACCCACUUCACGGAGGUUUGUCCUAUCUGUAGCAGAAGGUUCCGCAGUAUAAAAUGGCUGAAGGCUCACCUGAUGGGCGAUCACGGGAAAGCAGGCAUCGAUAAAUGGCGCGACAUGGAGCAACAUUAUCAAACCACCUCCAGAUCGGGGAGUAGAACAACCAACACACCGAAGAACACCCAGCAGAGCUCGAACUUGAAGAUACCGAACGGAUUCGAAAUUUCGCAACAACUCAAACCGACCGAUUACUCUGGCCUGGGAAAUCAAGUAUUGUCCAAUUUGCUAGGAUCUUCUUCGGAGGAUCAACAGUUGAAGAAUUAUCGUUGCUCUUAUUGUUCCUUCACGACCACCGUGUUACCGUUUCUCUUUCUUCACGAGAGAUCUCACGUACACUCCCGGGAGAACGUGGAGGGAGAGAAAUCUCUUCAAUGUCCGAUCUGCUCGCAAGCCUUUCAUCAGCCAGAGCAGUUACAUCAACAUCUGCUCGCGGUGCACCAGUUCCCAACGUUACUGUCUAAUUUUCAACCACCAAUUAUCAACAACUUAACACCAGACGUAGAGAAGUUGAACGAGGUUAAGGAGAGGAUCGAACUGGAACCGAAGGAGGAUCCUAUCGUGAAUUGUCCGCAGGUCACUGCCAACAAAAACGUCCCUGAACCGAUGAGAAAUCAACGACAGGACGACACGACGGUUCAGGUCACUCCUCAGGGUGUGUACAAGUGCGCGCAGUGUUGUUACGCCACUACCAAUUUGAACAGAAUCAAGAAACACGUUAGAAAGGAUCACAGAACGAUCGGAGAUCCUACCGACAGCGUGAUCGCCGAGCUUGGUAGAACUUUGAAGGACGUUGCCAACAAACACAAAGUACCGGCCUGCUACGCGAUGCCCCAGGACAUGAACUCGAAUCCUGACAAGACGAUCAUGCAACCUUUUCUGAUCGAAGAACAAGACGCGAUGCAAGUCGGCGAGGAAUCCGGCUCGGAUAAACGAUUCGCACCGGCUUUGGUUUAUUUGCCGGUUAAAUCGCGAAUCAAUAACUCCCUUACCGCAUCGUUCACCCUCAGUCCUGCUUGA